CCAGCGAGCCAACCUUGGACUCUCCCACCCUCAGUACCGCUCAGGCAUUCGAGGUGGGAGGACGUUAGGCCAGUGCUCUGAAAACCUCUUAAAUUCCCCAUAAUGCCUUGGUUUUUCGUGUCGCCAUGGGGUGCAUAGAGAGUAAGAAGACGAUCGAGGCGUUUACGGAAGGUGACAUUAAGCCGGUGUGCAAUUGGGUGUUUGGCGAGGAGAGAGAGAGAGGGAGUGGAUCAGCUGAUGACGCAACCACCACCACCACCACCAUCAAAAAACCGAAGAAUAAGAUGAAAUACGACCCUCGUGUUACUGCAAAAUACGAGCUUAAGGGGACAAUGGGGGAAGGAUCCUUUACCUCAGUCGUAUGGGUGGAGAAUCGGCAAACCAAACAGCCAUACGCCAUUAAGAUAUUCGAUGCUAAAGAAGGAAGACAAGCAUUUGAAGCAGAACUGUCAAUAUUACGCAGAGUUCGCUCCCCAUAUGUCAUAAAACUUGUGGAGGUGUUUGAAAACGUCGAUAAAAUGUACAUGGUAAUGGAACUGGCCACGGGGGGCAGCUUAAUGGACAGGAUAAUGGAGAGAGGACCUUGUGGGGAAAAAGAAGCAAUACGGGUGCUCAGAAUGGUGUUGGAAGGGGUUAAGUAUCUACACCACCUCGGCAUCACCCACAGGGACCUCAAACCGGACAACAUGCUCUUCUAUCACCCCGGGGCGGACUCCAGGCUCAUGAUCACGGACUUCGGACUGGCGCAUGCGAAAGGAACAGCAGAUGCCACCUCCAUGGACACGAUCUGUGGGACGCCAGAGUACAUAGCCCCCGAGAUGGUCCAGUGGCAGGCCUACACAAACGCGGUGGACCUGUGGGCGGUGGGUGUGGUGGCGUUCAUCAUUCUAAGGGGUGACUUUCCUUUCUACCACGCCAACAGGAGUAGAUUAUAUAAAAAGAUUCUACGAGGGAGCUUCACAAUGGAUGAUGAGGGUUGGAGCAAAGUGAGUGACGGGGCGAAGGAGUUUAUCAGCAAGCUUCUGGAGGUGACGCCGGAGAGAAGGAUGACAGCUGCCGCGGCCCUAACACACCCCUGGCUCAGAUCACAAACCCGCAACACCACCUCAUCCAGGCCAGCCCAGGAGACGGGCGGGGAGUGGAGCUGCAAAUCUUCUACCCAUUCCUCUCACUCCGCCUGCUCUGGUUCUUUGCGGGCGGGGCGUGGGCGUGGGCGGAGAGUGACCCCCAAUGACCUUCCAAACCCGCGGCACCACGCCCACUAAGAGAGAGAGAGAGAGAGGUGGUAUGUUAGUUCCGUUUUCUAUGAGUGCAAUGGUAAUGAUGAUGAUGAUGAUGAUGAUGGUGAUGAUGAUGGUGAUGAUAGACAAGUGAUAGUGAUAAUAAUGGUGAUGUUAUAUGGAAUAGUUUUCUCAGAUGGUGAUUUGAUGUACACACGCACACACACGCACACACACACACACACACACACACACACACACACACACACACUACACUUCAAUGUUGAUAGAUUUAUGUUGAAAUGAUUAUAUUGUAGUUAAGAUAGUUUUAAGUUAAUUUGUUAGUUCGUAGAGAAACAAAACUAAAUCAUUUAUGUAUAUAUAUAUAUUAUCUUUAUUUAUAUGUGUGGAGUUUGUACAGAGAGAGAGAGAGAGAGAGAGAGAGAGAGUGUGUCUGUCAUGUAUUGCUAGUCUCAACCUUCAUACACUCAAAAAGCUGCAAUUAACAUCUAUUUUUCCAUAUUUCUACUCAUUGUACGAUAAUUUUCACUCCUGUACGAUGAUCUAGGAAGAAAAAAUAACCCCAAUAUUUUAACAACGCCACAAACAUCACAAUUUCUCUUUACAAUAUCAAAACACGAUUAAUAAUAACUUUUUUACAAUAUUUUUACUGCGUACGAUAAUUUUUCACUCCCGUACGAUGAUCUGGCACGAAAAAAUAACCCCAAUAUCUCAAUAACGCUACAAACUCGACGAUUUCCCAAUACAUUAUCAAAACACACUAAUUUUACGAACAUUUUCCGCUCAUGACUCAAUUAAUGACGUUAGUUAUAAAAGAAAGAGGAAAAUAAUGAGACGGGUACAGGAGCGCCACGGGGAGGGAGCGGCGGCAGGUGGAAGCUGAGUAAACAAACCCACGUGUGUCGAUGUGUUGGCGGGAGGAACUAGGAAAAAAUAAAUAAAACAGGAGAUUCUUGAGUAAAAUAAGAGUAAUUUGGACUAAAGGAAAGAGAAAUGAAGAAAAAAGACGUGAUUUUAAAGUAAACAAGAGUAAAUUGAACUUAAGUGAAGGGUAGCUUGAAAAAAUACUCGAGAUUGUAGAAUGAGACCCGAAGUUCUUGAGUAUAUUAGAGUAAAUUGUACUAAAAUGAAGAGAGACGAAGAAAAAGACGCAGUUAUAAAGUAAAUAAGAAGAAAUUGAACUGUGAAGAGAAAUGAGAAAAAAAAGACACGUGUUUUUUUUUAGUAAAUAAGAGUAAAUUGAAUUAGAGAAGAGAAAAAAAAAAAAAAAAAAAAACAUGCGAUUUUAGAGUUAGUGAGAGUGAAACUGAACUAGAGAAGAGGAAUGAAUAGAAAAGAGGAAAAACUUGCGAUUCUGAAGUUAAAUAAGAACGAAAUUGAACUAGAGAGAAGAGAAAUGAAUAAAAAAGAUAAAAACACGAUUCUAGAGUUAAAUGAGAACAAAAUUGAACUAGAUAAAAGAGAAAUUAAGAAAAAGGAGAACAUUUUGCGGUUCUAGAGUUAAUAAGAACAAAAUUGAACUAGAGAGAAGAGAAACGAAUAAAAACAAAAAAAAAAACACGUGGUUCUAAAGUAAAUAAGUAAAGUGAAGUAGAAAGAAGAGAAAUGAAUAAAAAAAAAAGAGAAAACUUACGAUUCCAGAAAAAAAUGAGUGAAAUUGAACUAGAGAGAAGAGAAGCGAAAAGAGAGAGACCCCUAACACACCUGCAUUGGCUGUGGUGGUGAGGUAAAGUAGAAAUAUGGAGCGUUAUUAUUUUGUGUGUGUGUGUGUGUGUGUGUCCUGCCUCAGUAUUGUGAUAAGCUUAGUACAAAUGCUUGAGUCAGUAUCAUUUGUAUAUAUGUAUAGUCUCUGUGUGUGUGUGUGAGAGAGAGAGAGAGAGAGAGAGAGAGAGAGAGAGAGGACACGUAUUUAAUCAUUUCACUAAUCCUUUACUUACAUCUGAAAAUUUGUCUAAAGGAAAUAUUGUAAACUCAGAAUUAUAGAACAACUGUGUGUGUGUGUGUGUGUGUGUGUGUGUGUGUGUGUUUUAUAUUUUUCGUUCUUUUCUCUUUUCUUUCUUUUCUUGUUUUUUUCCUGUCUUUCUUUUCUCUUAAAUUGUUUUCUCUCUUCUUUCUUCUUUUCUCCAUAAUUCUCUUCUUUUUUCUCUUCUUCCCUCCUUUCUUUUCUCUUUUUUAAUUAUCUUCCUCUUUCCUUUCUUUUCUCUCUUAAUUCUCUUCUCCCUUUUCUUCUUCCUUCCUUUCUUUCUUUUCUCUCUUAUUUUCUUUUCUCUUCUUCCUUUCUUUUAUCUUUUCAAUCCUCCUCUCCCUCUUUUUCUCUUUCUUUUCUCUGCAAUUCUCUUCUCUCUUUUGUCUCAUCUUUCUAUCUUCCUCUCUCUUCUCUUUUCAAUCCUCCUCUCUUCUUUCUCCCUUUCUCUCUUAAAUCAUCCUUCCUUCCUCUUUUCCAAUCAUCACAUUCCUUCAGUUCUUCCCACAGUGACACUUUCAAAACACCAACACAAAACACAUUAUUUUAAACCACUAACAUUCUUUUUUUUCUGUUUUGGUGUAGUGUGCAAUGACUCCAGAUGUCUUGUGUGCAAUAGCGAUAGAGAAGCUGGAUUGGUUAAGGUGUUUAGUGGUGUUAUUCAGACAGACAGACAGAGAGAAGGUGUAUUAUUGAUUUAUUGUUGUUAUUAUUUUCAUUUUGUUGGUGAUAUAAUUCUUUUGACAAUUUGCAGACAGAGAGAGAGAGGUCGUUGAUAUUGUUUUUGGUUCCCUAUAUGUAAAAGUUUGAAUUUUUUGAAGGUUUAAGUGAAAAUCUGUUCUAAAGAGAGAAAUAUUAGGAGUUUAUUGAUGAAAGUUUGGAGUUUUGAGAGUUUGUGAAAAUUUUCGUUCUUGAAAGAGAAAUGUUAGUAAUAUAUUAACAGAAAUUUGAAUUGUUGAAGGUUUUGUAGUGAAAAUUGAUCUAAAGAGAUAUUUUGAGGUGAAGUGUUGAUGAAAGUUUGAAUUAAAUUGAAUGUUAUAAUGAAAAUUGUUCCAAAGAAAUACGUACUUUGAGAUACAGUAUUGACAGAAAUUUUAAUUAUAUUGAAUGUUGUAAUGAAAAUUGUUCUCAAGAGACAUUAUGAGAUACAGUAUUGAUAGAAACUUGAAUUGAAUUGAAUAUUUUAUAGUGAAAAUUGUUCCAGAGAGACAUUAUGAGAUACAGUAUUGAUAGAAAUUUGAAUUGAAUUGAAUAUUUUAUAGUGAAAAUUGUUCCAGAGAGAUAUUUUGAGGAAAUGUGUUGAGGAAGUUUGUAUUGAAUUGAAUGUUAUAAUGCAAAUUGUUCCAAAGACACAUUUUGAGAGACAGUAUUGAUAGAAAUUUGAAUUGAAUUGAAUGUUUUAUAGUGAUUGAGUUUUAGAAAAUUAUUAAUAUAUAGACGAAAAAAAAAACGUACAAUUUUAAUACAGUGUCAAAUAAUUGGUGUUUUAGCAAAAUUACUAAAUAAGGAAAGUGAAAGAAGUGCAAUAUUAAUACAAAUUUAUUAGUAGAUGGACAGUAAAAGGUGCAAUAUAGAUACUUGUUUGAAAUAAUUGGAGUGUUAGCAGAAUUAUUGAUAGACAAAGAAAAAAAGUACAAUUUCAAUACAGUGUCUCAAAGAAUUAGAGUUUCUGGAAAAUUAUUAACAGAUAGAUAGGUAAAAAAAAAAAAAAAAGCGCAAUAUAGAUACAUGUUUGAAAUAAUUGGAGUUUUAGCAAAAAUAUUAGAUCAAGAAAAUGAAAGAAGUGCAAUAGUAAUACAAUGUUUUAAAUCAUUAGAAUUUUUAACAAAAGUGUUGAGAGAUGGAUAAAAAAAAAAAAAAGAGUGCAAUAUUAUACUCGUUUGAAAUUAUUACUUUUAGCAAAAUUCUUAAUGUGCAAUAUAAAUAGUACAAAAUUGAAAUAUUGGAAAUUUUAUCAAAGUUCUGAAUAGGCGGCCACACAUCCCUAAAAAAAAAAAAAAAAAGUGAAAUAUUAAUACAAUGUUUGAAAUGAGAGUUUUAUCAAAAUUCUCCAUACAGACAAAUAUAUGUUUGUAAAAAUUAGAGUUUUGGCGAUACUAUUAAUAGACCGAUAAAAAACAAACAAAAGAUGCAAUAUAGAUCCUUGUUUGAAAUAAUGAGAGUUUUAGCAAAAUUCUUAAUGUGCAAUAUACAAAGUACAAAAUUGAUAUAUUGGCAGUUUUAGCAAAGUUUUGAAUAGUGAGACUCCAAAAAAGAGAAUAUUAAUACAGUGUUUGAAAUAAUGAGAGUUUUAACCAAAAAUUCUUGACAUAGACAGGUAUGUUUGAAAGAAUUAGGGUUUUAGCAAAAUUAUUAAUAGAAAAAAAAAGGUGCAAUAUAGAUACUUGUUUGAAAUUAUGAGAGUUUUAGCAAAAUUCUUAAAUGUGCAAUAUAGAUUAUACAAAAUUGAUAUAGUGGAAAUUUUAUCAAAGUUCUGAAUAGCGAGACACCGAAAAAGAGAAACGGUGCAAUAUUAAUACAAUGUUUGAAAUAAUGAGAGUAUUAACCAAAAGUUCUUGACAUGACAGGAAUGUUUGAAUUAGGGUUUUAGCAAAAUUAUUAAUAGAUGGAUGAACAAAAAAAAAAGGUGCAAUAUAGAGACAUGUUUGAAAUUAUGAGUUUUAGCAAAAUUCUUAAAUGUGCAAUAUGAAAAGUACAAAAUUUAGAUGUUGGCAGUUUUAUCAAAGUUCUGAACAGCUAGACACCAAAUAAGAGAAACAGUGCAAUAUUAAUACAAUGUUUGAAAUAAUGACACUUUUAGCAAAACUCUUGAUACAGACAGGUUUAUUUGUAGGAAUUAGAGUUUUGGCGAGACUUAAUCGAUGGAUAACAAAAAAAAAAAAAAAGAUGCAAUAUAGAUACUUGUUUGAAAUAAUGAGAGUUUUACCAAAUUUCUUAAAUGUGCAAUAUAAAUUAUACAAAAUUGAUAUAGUGGAAAUUUUUAUCAAAGUUCUGAACAGCAAGACACCGAAUAAGAGAAACAGUGCAAUAUUAAUACAAUGUUUGAAAUAAUGACACUUUUAACUAAAAUUUCUUAAUACAGACAGAUGAGAAAUAGAGAAACCCAAAAUUAUACAAAUAGGUGAAAAUAGAGACCAAAACGAAUAAAAACAUUACAAUUUUAAUACAGUGUUUGAAAUAAGGAGAGUUUUAACCAAGAUUCUUCACACAAACCGGUGAUAAAUAGACCGAAAUUCUUAAUAUGAACUGAUGAGAAAGAGACGAAAAAAAAAAUGAAUAAAUAAAAACAGUGCAAAAUCAAUACAAUGUUUGAACUAAUGAGAGUCUUUACCAAAAUUCUUCAUACAAACAUGAGAAAUAGAAAUAGAAAGAAAAAAUGAUACAAACAGGUCAGAGAGAGAGAGAGAAAUAGAAUAAAAAAAAAAAACUGCAAUAUUAAUACAGUGUUCAAAAUAAUGAGAGUCUUUACCAAAAUUCUUCAUACAAAUAGAUGAGAUGUAAAAAUAGAAAGAAAUCAUACAAACAGGUCAGAGAGAGAGAGAGAGUGAAGAAUUGAAAAAAGAAAAAAAAAACAGUGCAAUAUUAAUACAAUGUUUUAACUAAUGAGUCUUUACAAAAAAAUCUUCAUACAAACAGAUGAGAAAUAGAAAUAGAAAAAAAAUGAUACAAACAGGUCAGAGAGAGAAGUUAGUAAUUAUUAGCGUAAUUCUGAUCAUAUGUUUGCAUUUAAAAGAGGUUAUUGUUUGUCUAUUUCAGUUAUUAAUGAUGUGUGGACGAUAUUGACGGGAAAAAAAAAACAUUAUUGAAGUUAGUAUUAUUAGUGCGGUGGUGACGAAAUAUUUACAUUCAAAGGAAGUUAUUAUUGGUUUAUUUGAGUUAUUAAUGAUGUGUGGACGACAUUGACGGGAAAAAUAUACCCCAAGCAGCGUUAUUGAAGUUAGUAAUAUUAGUGCAGUGCUGGACAAAAUAUUUACAUUUAAAAGAGGAUAUUAUUGGUUUAUUUAAGUUAUUAAUGAUAUUUGGACGAUAUUAACCUGAAAAUAAUGUCAAAUGGAUCUUUAAUUUUUUUUUUUAUUUAUUUAUUUAUUUAUUGUGACACUAUUUGUAUUGAAAGAGGUUACAAUUUAUUUACUUGGGCUAUUAAUGAUGUUUGGACGACACUGACCUGAAACACUAUUGGAGGGAAGCUUAAUUAAUGUUUGGCAGCAUCAGGCGACCAAUACUGACACGGAUUGCGUUCAAAGAGGUUGUAAUUCUUUGUUGUUGUUGUUAAUGAUAUUUGGGUGAUAUUGACCGAGAAACUGUAUUAAAAGGAACCUUAUUUGAUUUUUUUUAGUAAUAUUAGUGCAAUACUGUCACUAUAUUUACAUUAGAGGAGGUUGUCAUUAAUUUUGUUUAUGUAUUUUUUUAUUUAUUUUAGUUAUUAAUGAUUCUAUGCAAGAUUAUAUUGGUUGGCAUCUUUUUUGCUUCUGUAAUGUCUCAAACUGACUCGUGUUUCGCUAACCAUUGACUGCAGAUUCGCUGUUUCCAGAUUAAAUGUUUGUUCUCCAUUUUCUUUACUCUCUAAUAACGAAAACAAGGAAAAUUUUGUGCAAUAUUUACCUUCAACUUGUUAUUCAGUCAUCUCUAAGGUAUUUCUAAAAGGAGUUGUGUUUUUUGUUAAGUAUUGGUGACAGAUUUGAUAUUUCCAGAUUAUAUUCUUGUUUUUGCAUCUUUCCACGCUAAUAAUGAGAGCAAGAAGUAAAUUUUGUACAAUAUUUAUCUUCAAUUAUUCAGAUCUUUAAUAUGAAUCUAGAAGGAGUUGUGUUUUGUUAAGUAUUGGUGACAGAUUUGAUAUUUCCAGAUUAUAUUCUUGUUUUUGCAUCUUUCCACGCUAAUAAUGAGAGCAAGAAGUAAAAUUUGUACAGUAUUUAUCUUCAAUAUACUGUUCAAAUGUUUCUUUAAUAUAAUUCUAGAAAGAGUUAAGUAUUGGUGACAGAUUUGCUAUUUCCAGAUUGUCUACUUGUUUUUUUUGCAUCUUUCCUCGCUAAUCACCAAAACAGGAGGUAGAUUUUGUGUUAUUCAGAGCUUUCUUAAAUACAAACGUUGAAGGAGUUGUGUUUUGUUAAGUAUUGGUGACAGAUUUGCUAUUUCCAGAUUGUAUUCUUGUUUUUGCACCUUUCCACGCUAAUAAUGAAGGCAAGAAGUAAAAUUUGUACAGUAUUUAUCUUCCAAUUAUUCAGAUCUUAAAUACAAACGUUGAAGGAGUUAUGUUUUGUUAAGUAUUGGUGACAGAUUUGCUAUUUCCAGAUUGUAUACUAAAUAAAUUGUGUUUUGCUUUAAUACAAUAAUUCUAGAAGUUAGGUUUUUGUUAAGUAUUGGUGACAUUCUUCCAUUUUCUUUGUAUUUCCUUUCUGUAAUGCAGGAGUUAUGUUGCGCCAAGUACUGAAGACAGAUUUGGUUGUCAUUUGUGUUGUGUUGUGUUGCGUGGGCAGUAAGCCAAAGGAGGCACGCCGCGGUGCAACACAUAACCACUGAGCAGUAUUGUUUACAAGUGUUUUUAUCUCAGUUUCCCAUGAAAUACUUCCUUGCCUCUCCGUUUUCUAUGAUUAAAAGUGUGUGUGUGUGUGAGAGAGAGAGAGAGCGUAUGUAUGAUGAUUUUAUACAACCCUUGUGUGUGUGUGCGUGUUUGUGUGUGUUUUCAUUUAUAUUUUACUCAUUAUAACCUUAUAUGUGUGCGUAUGUAUGUAUAUAUGUAUGUGUGUGUGUGUGAAUAUGCAUGCUUUAGAGAGAGAGAGCGAGAGAGAGAGAAUCCUUAUAUUUAUUCCAAAGAGAGAGAAAGUUCUCAAGGUGUUCAUUAAUAGCCUAGUUUGGUUAAGUUCUUGUCUACAGUUCAGUAUUGCAACGUCUACCCCCGGAUCACGUCAGCCUGUACACACAAACCGUUACUCAUUUAUAUUUUACGAUAAUCUUGUAAUAAAACCAAUAAAACGCCGGCAGUGGUGUGUG
Messenger RNA from Portunus trituberculatus (swimming crab), 9192 nucleotides. Its product is annotated as serine/threonine-protein kinase H1-like. The record is from RefSeq and is a predicted model, not a curated record. Gene Ontology annotation, molecular function: ATP binding; protein kinase activity. Gene Ontology annotation, biological process: protein phosphorylation. NCBI's taxonomy places the organism in Eukaryota, Metazoa, Arthropoda, Malacostraca, Decapoda, Portunidae.